Molecule: messenger RNA, 1317 nt
Organism: Peniophora sp. CBMAI 1063
Lineage: Eukaryota; Fungi; Basidiomycota; Agaricomycetes; Russulales; Peniophoraceae
Source: the annotation of a GenBank genome assembly
AUGAACGCGAGUUUGCUCAACCCGUUCAACAUCACAUACCCGACCGCCGUGCAGACGUCAUUACCGUCACAGGCGCUGCUGGCCAAGUUCGACUCGACUGGACGCUAUGUAGCCGCAGGCCAGCACAACGGCGCGGUACUCGUCUGGGAUCUCGAAACACGUGCCACGGUACGCUGGCUUGAGGGACAUGUCCGGGCAAUAACAAACAUCGACUGGUCCCGCCAUUCGCGCUUUGUCCUGUCCUCAUCCAAGGACUGGAACAUCAAUGUAUGGGAUCUGGCAGCUGACUUCGAUCCUCCACAACCUCAUACAACCCUGCGCUUUGACGCAGCCGUACAAUGUGCAUGGUUUCAUCCAAAGAAUAGUCAGAUUAUCGCGGCCCUGACAUCCUCUGGAGACGCGUAUAUUAUUGAUUUGCGGUUAAAAUACAGGAGUCGUGUGGAAUUGGAGGAGCCGUACGAAGAGGGAGACGAGCCUCACGCAUCCGGCCACUUUUCUACGAUACGCUUCAAUCCGAGCGGCAAUUUGCUAUUCUGUGGAACCACGGCAGGCAUGAUCCUCGUAUUCAACUCCCGAACAAAAUCGCUCGUCGGUAGACACAGACUAUCCGGUGCGGGCGUCAUCCGCGGGCUCGAGUUCACAAGAGCCGGACACCGCCUGGUGACUAAUUCAUCCGACCGCGUCUUGCGUCAGUUCAAUCUUCCGAAAUACCCCAUCCCAUCCGAUGACUACUUCUACCUGGACACUGAGCUCGAACCCACGCACCGCUUCAGUGACCCAAUCAACAGAAACGCCUGGCACGUCAUGAUGUACAGUCCCGAUGGCGAAUGGCUCGCGGGCGGUGCAUCAGAUAAUGCAACGCACAAGAUAUACAUCUGGGACAUCGUCAACGAUGGUCGGUUCACGAGCACACUUGAUGGCGGACGUGAACCGCUGCUGCAUGCGCACUGGCAUCCAUCUAAGCCGUCCAUCGUAUCGACGACGAACCAGGGCAAUGUACUGAUCUGGCACUGCCCUUCGCCGGAACGUUGGGGUGCAUUCGCAGGGGGCUUUGAAGAAGUCGACGAGAAUGUUGAAUACGAAGAGCGUGAGGAUGAGUUCGAUAUUGAAGAUGAAAACGAGAUCUCAAAGCGUAAGAUGCGCGAGGAAGAAGAGGACGUCGAUAUCGAAACUGGUGUAGAGCUCAAUAUGGAGUCACCGCGCGUUAAUGGCGAUCUACACGAUGAAGACUUGCUUUGGGCGGAAGACGAACCGGAUGAAGACAAGCCUGGCUGGAAGUUGCGGCUGAUUAUGGUGGAAGACGACGACGAUAUGUAA